Molecule: messenger RNA, 1023 nt
Organism: Amphibalanus amphitrite
Lineage: Eukaryota; Metazoa; Arthropoda; Thecostraca; Balanomorpha; Balanidae
Product: glycine-rich protein DOT1-like
Exons: 2
Coding region: 392-841 (149 amino acids)
Source: RefSeq, a predicted model, not a curated record
CGGGGUUUAUAGGGAAGCUGCUGCCACGUCCGGGCGCGUCACACCCCGUCACGUCGAGUACGUCCGUGACGUCAGAUACGGCCGUGACGUGCGGCCGUUACGAGUGACGUCGUGCCGUCUCGGUGCGUGGCAGUCCUCCGCAGCAGCCUUGGUGUGCGGGAGGCGCCGGAUACCGCUGGGCCAUGGGAUGGGAGCGCCGCCAGAGGCUGGGAGCACGGCCGGCGCACACACGGGGGCGCCCAUGAACCCGGCGCCCCGGGCGCUCCGGCGCCGCCCCCUCCGACCCCUGGCCCCCCGGCGGCCGCUAUAAAACAGAAUACUGUACGGACGGCCCGACAGACACGGAGGGGCCGGGCUCCGAGACAACUGCCGCCCAGACCAGACGAACGCCAUGUUGCCAAUGAGGCUGGCGCUGCUCUGCGGCCUGGUGGCCGCCCUGGUGGUCACUAACGCAGAGGCCAGCGGCGGCGGCUGGGGCUCCGGCGGCUUGCAGUCCUCAGGGGGCUACGGUCGCUCCUCCGGCGGUCACCGCUCGCUCGGCCGAUCGUUCGGCGGCGGCCACGGCGGCCACGGCGGCGGCCACGGCGGUGGGUUCGGCUCCGUCAGAUCGUUCGGCCGCGGAGGCGGUCGUGGCUACGGCCGCCAGCGCGGCAGGCACGGCCGGCGGCGGGGCGGCGGCAUUCUGGGCAGCAUCAAGUCCCUGUUCCGAGGACUGUUUGGCGGCGGACGGCGGCGCGGACGCGGCGGCUACGGCCGCGGUGGUUUCGGCGGCGGUCGGCGGCGGGGUCAUGGCGGGUUCGGCCGCGGCGGUGGUGGCUACGGCCGACGUGGUGCCUGGUGAUCAGCAGGCGGUCACAGCCGCUGUGAUCGGCCCGGGACCUGAACUGAGAGGCAUUUGGUACGAUGGACAGUGCGUCUGAUGAUAUUGGACAAAUCACCACUGCAUGAUCGGUCAUUAGUCAGCACAAGACAUCCUGUGUCACUCUGAAUGAGCAGCAAUGAAUGCUGAAUACCACCCCGUGC